CAUUCCUUCACCGUGCUGUCCACACAUGUGCGAUGGGACUGUGUCUGAAGACCGGCUUUAGAAAGAGUAGUUGUCACGUUUGACCCUUAGCAGAUUAUUCCGAGCUCCCUAUAUUGAGAAACAGCCUGCGCUAUGAAGUUUGCGUACAAAUUCUCCAACCUCCUGGGCGCCGUGUAUCGCCGGGGGAACCUCACCUUCUCCCGCGAUGGCAACUCGGUCCUGAGUCCCGUGGGAAACCGCCUCUCCGUGUUCGACCUCAGGAACAACAAGUCGGAGACGCUGCCGGUGUCCACGGCGAAGAACAUCACUUCCGUGGCUCUGUCGCCGGACGGGAACUUGGCCAUUCUGGUGGAUGAAGAUGGAGCUGCUCUGCUUGUCAGCCUGGUGACCCGUGCCGUACUGCACCAUUUCCACUUUCACAAGCCUGUGCACAGCGUGAGCUUCUCACCAGAUGGAAGGAAGUUUGUGGUCACCAAGGAGAACGUGGCCCUCAUGUAUCACGCCCCUGGAAAGACCCACGAGUUCAACGCCUUUGUGUUGGACAAGAGCUACUAUGGCCCCUACGACGAGACCACGUGCAUCGACUGGACCGAUGACUCCAAGUGCUUCGUUGUCGGAAGCAAGGACAUGACCAGCUGGGUCUUUGGGGCUGAGCGCUGGACCAACCUCAUCUACUACUGUCUAGGUGCACACAAGGACAUCAUUGUGGGCUGCUUCUUCGAGCAGGGCAGUCUGGAUCUGUACACGGUGAGCCAGGAUGGCACCCUCUGCAUAUGGGAGAGCGACACGGAGCUGGACGGCCUGCUGCUCGGCGACCGCGAGAAGCCCGAGGAGGCGGAGUCGGAGGAACCCCAAGGCGAGGCCGCAGAGGAGGAGGAGACUCGGCAGGAGGACGGACAGCCGCCAAGCGAGGUCAUUCGCGGGAAGGCCGACGGCAAUAAGGAGAAGGACGGCCGCGAGAACGUGCGCUACAAGCGGCGCGGCAAGUACUUCUUCAACAAGGAGGGGGACUUCAACAACCUGACGGCCGCAGCUUUCCACAAGAAGACUCACCUGCUGGUGACGGGCUUUGCUUCCGGAAUCUUCCAUCUGCACGAGCUUCCGGAGUUCAACCUCAUCCACUCGCUCAGUAUUUCGGACCAAAGGAUCGCCGCCAUCUCCAUCAACUGCACAGGAGACUGGAUAGGCUUCGGCUGCUCAGGCCUAGGACAGCUGCUCGUGUGGGAGUGGCAGAGCGAGUCCUACGUCUUCAAGCAGCAGGGACACUUUAACAACAUGGCCGCCCUGGCCUAUUCCCCCGACGGGCAGUACGUCGCCACCGGAGGGGAUGAUGGGAAGGUGAAGGUGUGGAACACCAACAGCAGCCUGUGCUUCGUCACCUUCUCGGAACAUAGCAGCAGCGUCACCAGCGUGGCCUUCACGUCGCGCGGGUUCGUCAUCGUCAGCGCGUCGCUCGAUGGCACCGUGAGAGCCUUCGACCUCCACAGGUACCGGAACUUCCGCACCUUCACGUCUCCGCGUCCGGCCCAGUUCUCCUGCCUGGCCGUGGACGGCAGCGGGGAGCUGGUCUGCGCUGGAGCCCAGGACUCCUUUGAGAUCUUCAUCUGGUCCAUGCAGACGGGGCGCCUGCUGGAGGUCCUUGCGGGUCACGAGGGCCCGGUGAGCGGCCUGAGCUUCAACCCGGUGCGGUCGAUCCUAGCCAGCUCCUCUUGGGACCGUACCGUCAAGCUGUGGGACAUGGCGGACAGUUGGCAGACCAAGGAGACGCUACGCCUCACCUCCGACGGCCUGGCGGUCACCCACCGGCCAGAUGGCCAGGAGCUGGCAGUGGCCACGCUGGACGGAGAGAUUUCCUUCUGGAACCCGAUGACGGCAAUGCAGACGGGCUCCAUCUUGGGGCGCCACGACCUGCAGAUGGGCCGCAAGGAGACGGACAAGAUCACGGCCAAACAGGCGGCCAAGGGCAAGUCCUUCACAACGCUGUGCUACUCCGCCGAUGGCCAGUCCAUCUUGGCAGGUGGACAGUCCAAGUUUGUGUGCAUCUACAACAUCAAGGAGCAGAUUCUCAUGAAGAAGUUUGAGAUCUCGUGCAACCUGUCUCUGGAUGCCAUGGAGGAGUACCUGGACCGGAGGAAGAUGACCGAGUUUGGAAGCCUGGCCCUGAUGGACGAGGGCGUGGGAGACGGGGACACGGUGGCUCUCAGCCUCCCCGGGGUCCGCAAAGGAGACAUGAGUUCACGUCACUUCAAACCGGAGAUUCGGGUCACUUCCCUGCACUUCUCUCCCACAGGGCGCAGCUGGGCUGCCACCACCACCGAGGGGCUGCUCAUCUACUCUCUGGAUUCAGGGGUGGUGUUCGACCCCUUCGACCUGGACCUGGACGUGACCCCCAGCAGCGUUCGGCGCCAGGUGCGAGAGGCCGCGUGGGCGGCGGCCAUAGUGUUGGCCUUCCGCCUCAACGAGAGCGCUCUCACCCGGGAGGUACUGGAGGCCGUGCCCCACGAACAGAUCGAGGUGGUGUGUAGCUCCCUCCCGGACGUGUACGUGGAGAAGCUGCUGAGCUUCGUGGCCACAGAGCUGGAGAAGUCCAGUCACCUGCAGUUCUACCUCACCUGGGCCCAGCGGCUGCUCACCCUCCAUGGACAGAAGCUGAAGAACAGGUCAGGCGCCAUCCUGCCCACCAUCCAGGCCCUGCAGAAGAGCAUCCAGAGGCACUUUGAAGAUCUUUCCAAGCUAUGUGACUGGAACAUCUACACCAUCCGGUACGCUGAGGCCCUGUCGAGGCAGAGAGGCCUGAAGAGGCCGGCUGCGGAACCAGCCAGCGAGGACGAGGUGUCGGACGCGAUGAGUGAGGAGUCCGGGGAGGAGGUCCACAUGCUCACAUAGAGUAUAAAGCACGUUCUCCCAAACCGUGGUCCUGGAGGCCAUGAGUCCUGCUCUGAUAACUCACUCUGAUCACCUGAGCCCAGAGCGGAAGUAAUUACACCAGUUACCUGGUUUCACUCUGGUGUCUCAGUGUAACUGAGUGAGGUCUGCUGACCACAGGGACAGCAGCUGGUAGCUGAGGAGUGAGUUGGGUUCUGAGCCACUGAUGGAUUGUGGGAGAUAAAGACUGACUGAUGACCAUUUGGAGCGAAGGGCUAUCUGUCUUUGAAUGUCAGACACAUGGACUGACUAGUUUUCAUAUCGAACCUUUGCAUGAGGGAUGAUGUUGAAACCAUCUCUUACUACUUUUUCUUUUGAUUUUAUCAGUUUUGUGUCUUUCUGUACAAUUUCUGCAAACAUAUUUUUAAGUACUGUAUUGCUUGCAUUUAUAAAACAUGGACAGAAAUGUUCCUGUUCCCAGUUUCUUUUGUUCAUGUGCAAUGCUGCAUUUACGUACAUGAGGAGAGAAAUAUGCUACCGUUUCAACAGGAAGACACUGUGUUCAGUUGACACAUGCAGAUAAUCUAAGUGCUACUUGACCUCAUCAGCAACGCAGGUCGUCUCAUCACACACCACGGUAACCAUGGAGAUGUGCUGGCUGCGGUGCUUUAUUUACCUGUCAUAAAUUGAUGUUUUACUUGUCGUGUCCGUUUCUCAGGACGACCUGCUGAACUCGUCCAAAUCUUCAUAGUUGUGCAUGUGUUGGAGUAACAGUUUACUGAGUUUCACACCAGAUCAUGUGUUUUCUUCAAAAAAAAAAAAAAAACACAUCCUUGUUAAAGUUUUAAAAAAAAAAAAAAUUGAGUUCUCCCGCACUUGACACUGUUAGCACUUGGACCCCAAAAUCCCUGUGGGCUGAAACUGUGGUGAAGCUCUUCUGUUCUAAAAUGUUAAAGGAUGUUGUUCAUCCUUUAAAAAAAAAAAAAAAAAAAAAAAACAUUUUUGUACGAGUGUUUACGUAAGAAAAAAGUCAUGCAAAAUUAGUAUAAAUAACUCUGUGAUGUGUCAGAAUAGAAGAUAAAAUUGAAACGUAUCUCCAAUACUCCAUAUAUGAUUUCAUUGUCUCCUCACUAGAAUGUGUUUUGUUU
Molecule: messenger RNA, 4013 nt
Organism: Scleropages formosus (Asian bonytongue)
Lineage: Eukaryota; Metazoa; Chordata; Actinopteri; Osteoglossiformes; Osteoglossidae
Gene: pwp2h
Product: PWP2 small subunit processome component
Exons: 21
Coding region: 133-2886 (917 amino acids)
Biological process (GO): ribosomal small subunit assembly; maturation of SSU-rRNA from tricistronic rRNA transcript (SSU-rRNA, 5.8S rRNA, LSU-rRNA)
Cellular component (GO): small-subunit processome; Pwp2p-containing subcomplex of 90S preribosome
Molecular function (GO): protein binding
Source: RefSeq, a predicted model, not a curated record